Messenger RNA from Suillus fuscotomentosus, 1197 nucleotides. RefSeq lists its product as uncharacterized. The record is from RefSeq and is a predicted model, not a curated record. Lineage: Eukaryota; Fungi; Basidiomycota; Agaricomycetes; Boletales; Suillaceae. The coding region runs from base 1 to 1197 and encodes 398 amino acids. The transcript has 9 exons.
AUGACAGAGAACGACUGCGAGGGCAAUCCUUCUCCUCCUGUCCCAGUGGUAUCGCUCUGUGUCUCAACGUCUCCUCAAGCGCGGGCGAAGCGAAAAAUUGCCGCCCUCAUGGAGGAGGUCGAAAUCUUGAAGCAAGACAAAGCGACAAAGCAAAGGAAAACGAUCUACUAUGUUUCGCAGGGACGAGCACUUCGUAGGAUGGUUGUCCUGUACACUCCAAUAGAGGACCUGGUUGCCGAGAAUGACCGGCGUUGUGAAGACAUGGACGGCGGUAAUACAAUUGAGCAAAACCGCCUUCAACGCAGAUACAUCGAACUUGCCAAGGUAUUGCCGUGGUUUCAUGAGAAGCUGGCAGGUCUUGAUUUCGAGGAGUCGGAAGAUAUGCUUCGCAAGCUCAAGCGAGGCGCAGAUUCAGCUCGCGGUGAUGACACGGGCACUCUGAAAGAGCUCGUGGCAUCAUGGGUCAACAUCGAGUGUCGCCCGGAUUCGCUCAUCAGAAACAGACGACAAGCACCAUCAAGGAUUCACUACUCUGCCCAGCGGAAUGGCGCUGGGAGGACCCAGUGUAAGGAUAGUCCUCGUCACUCAGGUGUUACUGAUGUGUUAUCUAGCGUCAAGGCUGGCAUUCGUGAUCGUACAACUACUUUCAUCGUUUCUGAAAACUCAUGGCCGUCAUUCAUGUAUGAAAAUUAUGAAGCUGACAUUGAGAAUCUGGAGUGUGGCCUUUUCAAGUCUAGGCUGUUGGUUAUGGGCUUCAAAGCCAUCUUCACUUCUCCUUCCUCUGCAAACGAAGUGGAUGGCGAUGGCGAUGGCGCUGAUAUCAUCGAGAACAACCGACGCGCUCGGAGACGUUCAGAUCACGCCAGAGUGAAGACCUGUGUCGCCUCCAUCAUUGGUAUGAGGAAGGCAACUCCUCGCGCAAUCGCGUAUACAGCUUGCCAAAUCCGAUUCGCGCUUUCUAAUAUCACCUCCUGGCGUACCGUAGAUGCAGAUUUCGACUAUCAAAUACUUUUUGAGGAUCCCCCAGGUCCAGCUGCGCUAGCCAGGGUGAACAAGCUUCUCGACUGGUGGACCAGGAAAAUUUUCGGAAGAAAUCAUCGACAGGACCUAACGUCGGAUGUUGUCAAGCACAUGUCUGUCAAUAGUCUUGCUGCUCAGAGACAGCAGAUGGAGGAUGCCUCAUUCGACUCCGACUAG